Molecule: messenger RNA, 2444 nt
Organism: Lycium ferocissimum
Lineage: Eukaryota; Viridiplantae; Streptophyta; Magnoliopsida; Solanales; Solanaceae
Exons: 8
Coding region: 789-1631 (280 amino acids)
Source: RefSeq, a predicted model, not a curated record
UCAACUUUAUCUUGUUGAAAGGUUGCAGAAUUGCAUAAAGGAGAUGAUAGUGAGAUUAUCCAAAAUCUGCUCGAACUUUCACGUGGUCCUACCAAAUAUGUGACACAUUUUAAUGGCUACCUCGUUAAUGGAUAUAGAUAUCAUGUAGAAGAUUAUGAUAAACAGUUACGUACUCAAAAUUGUGGCGUGGUUGUUGUUGGUGAAACUGAUAAACAAAGUGAGAAUAUUGAUUACUAAGGGAUUUUAACCGAUGUUCUUGAAUUGCAAUUCGUUGGUCGAAGAGUGAUUUAAUUUCGAUGUAAUUGGUUUGAUGUGUAUGAUAAAACAAAAGGAGUUAAAAAAGAUGAAUAUGGCUUGGUAAAUGUUAAUUGGGGGCGAUUUUUGAAAACAAAUGAGCCUUUGAUAUUAGCGGACCAAGCAUCUCAAGAAUUUAAUGCUAGUGAUAAUUCCAAUAAAUGUUGGCGUGUAGUGAGAAAGAUGCAACCUCGUGAUACCUAUGAGGUUGUGCAACAAAUGGAUGAUGAUGUUGUAGGUUUAGAAAAUCCUACACAAAAUAAACGAAGAAGAAUGGAUGAGGUUUAAUAUGAAACCAUUAAAGCCUGAAAAUGAGGUGAGAUCCACUGUGAAGGCUGCACCGGGUGCUAUAGGGAAGGGACGAGGGCGAGGGAUUACAUCUAUAGGGGUUUCCGGUAAUAAGAUGCUACAGCAAAGGGACGAGGGCAAGGACUUAGACCUAUGGACUCUUUAAAGGUAUCUGGAAAUGAGGUGGGAUCCUUCCAUAAAAUAGCAUGUCUACAGGAAAAGGACUGGGAACGAUGAAUAAAAAUCCCUUGAUUCUUGAGAAAGAGCAUAUGCAAACUAAUGUUCUGUUUUCUCCAUCUGCUAAUCAAGUUGUGCAAUCCACCCAAACAUUUGAACCAAGAGAUAUAGCGAAGGGAAAGGAUCGAGGGCUAAGAUCUAUGGGCGCUUUUGGGGUGUCUGGAAAUGAAGGGGGAUCUUCCUAUAAGAGUGCUCUUUAUGCUAGUCAAAAUAUGUCAAGACUUUCUAAUAGUACAAGAUCAGCUUCUACCAUGUCUACUACUCAAGGAUUGCGAACAACAAAUAAAAACUCUUUGGUUCAUGAGAAAGAGCAUAUGCAAACUGAUAUUUCAGUUUCUCCUUCUACUGAUCAAGUUACGCAGCCCACCCAAACAGUUGAAACAAGUUCAUGUUCUACUGAAAAGGUAAAAAAGGUUCGAGGAAGUAACAAGUGCAAAGAAGUUGCAUCACUUGAAGUUGGACAAAAGCUAAAAGUAACAUUUUACAAUAACCGAACAGUUGGAAAGAACAGCAAUCUAUUUUCGAGGCACUUGGGAAAAAUAGUUCGUGAUCGUAAUAUGUGUCCACUAGGAGUAUCAAAGUGGAAUGACAUUAAGGAAGAAAAGUUAAAUCACAUGUGGGCAGCGGUUGCGGAUAAAUUUGAGAGUGAUGACAUGAACAUUAAUCGCGAUCAUAUCUUGGCAUGGAUGAAAGAAUUAUGGAACAAAUGGAGAGGUGGAUUGCAUGCAAACUAUGUAAAGGGUAAGUCAAUCCAAGAGGCUCUUAAGAAUCUACCGGAAGGGGUAGACAAGAAACAAUUGAGUGGUUGGUAAAAGAACAGUUUUCUUCAGAAAGUUUUCAGGUUUGACAUGAUUUCUAAUCACAAGAUUUCAUUAUUUUCUUACUAUGAUAUUUUAAUUGAGAAUUUAUUUAUAACAUUUGGAUUUAAUAUUGUUACACAAAAUAGUCGAGAAGCAGUAGGAAUGCAGCAAAUAGAGCUAAGUUGAAGAUGUUUCAUCAUAUUAGUAGACAGCCAAUUAGAGAGAUUAUUUAUCAGAAGGUGUUACCAUAAAAAAAAAAAUUAUAUUGACGAGGCAUUAUUUGACAUCUUUUACUUUGAUGUAAAGGGCAAAAAAUAUGGCAAACCACCAGAUUUGGCAACUGUUUUCUUUGAUACUCGCCAGAAGAAUAACACACUUGUCGAUUCUGAAACAAUCAAAAAACAUGCUCAAAUUCAAGAAUUGAUGUCGUUCGAACCUUCUCUUCCAAGCAUAGAGAUUGUAGAAAAAUGCUUUGGACCCCAGACUCGUAGCCAUGUAUUUGGCUUUGGGGGUGGAGUAAAGGCAAAGGAUUUGAAAUGUAGGACUUCCUCAAAGACUGAAUUAUUGUCAGAACUACGUUCAACUCAAGAGGAAAAUAAUUCUUUGAAGGAUCGAUUGUCAAACGUAGAAAAUGAGAUGAAGCAAUUAAAAGAACUGGUAUUAGCUCAACACUCAAAUGUUCAGCCUCCGACAUCACCUAUUUCAGGAGAAGAUUGAAUAUACCCAGGUUCUGGAUACUGGAGUUCACAUGAACCAAGUUUUUGAGGACGUACAACUAUUUGACUAUCAUUUUGCUAGGAAUGUUGGACAAAUUUUAUAUUAUAG